UGCCAGUACCGUUAAGUCUCCCCACAAGUGUGAGAACGUGAUUUUUGGAAAACUGUUGUUAGAUUUUGCACAUACCUAUUUUGUAUUUGAAAGGGUUUUAGUGUACAAGUUUGGCGGUUCUAUAUUUUCUAUUAAAAAGCGUCAUUUCUGAGGUGAUAUCAUUGUCAGCUUGGAAAAUAAGACGCAUGUUUAGGCAGAAGGAACUGGCACAAACAUAAUGUUUUAAAUACUGUAAUAUUAUUUUGCUCAAACUGAAAAAAUAAAAAAAUGCCCAAAUGUAGACUACGUACUGAAAAUUAUCACACCAAAUAACUUACAUUUCAUUCUUAAAAUGAAAGGAUUGGGAACUUUCAACUGGACUUUAAGCAAAAAAAAAUGGUCAACAUCACAUUAUAUGGCUAAAAUGUCAGCACAGAAUAAGACUACAAACUAAGACUAAAUCUACCAUAUUUUUCUAAGACAUUAAAAUUGCAAUGUUUCACCAAUAGGCGCCAAGCCUCGAUGCUUAGUGUGACUUCACUUCCCAAUUUUAGAAUGGAGAGCAAAAAAACCGUUGCCAUCCGGUUAUGGUCUAAGCGAAAAUUGUUGCAAUGGUUUGCACUGAAGAGUAAAUGCGCCUGUGCAGACAGCCGAUGCGCUUCAGUAAGGUUUCAAAAGGGUAUUACUUAUUGAGUGCUUAACUAAAACUACUUCAUGAGCCAAAAAGACUAAACGAAAACUGCAAUGGACUGUACAAUUAAGGUAGGCGUUUGAUCUGGUUUUAUUGUCGAUUCUGAAAAUGAGACGAUAGUCCGCAGCCACCCACUGCUUGGGUUAGCAGCUUUGUGUUUGCUGAGUGAGAGAGGCAAGGCGGUGAUGCAGGUCCCCACUCUUUCCUUCUUGUACAAAAUUUCCUCUUCCUUCCCGUUCGUGGUUGAAUGUCGGCUCUUUAAUAACACAAGAAACCACUACAACAUUUAGACUCAGAUAAAAACUAAAUGGUGGCCAGUUCGCGCCAGAAAGGGAAGCGCUGUCAGUCGUGAGUGAGGACCAAUCCAUUUUCGAACCAGCCUUCAGUGCCCCCCAGGCCAUGCACAUGAAGGGGGAGAUAACGACGACGACAACGACACCGUCUGGCUUCCGCCAGAGUUCCGAGGAGAGUCCCGAACCCACUGAACCCGAGUGGGUGGGGUCUGGCGCGCAGAACCCGGGGAAAAGAGUGGAACAUGUCAACGGAACCAGCCGUGAGUCCCCGGUGGACUGCAGCGUCACGAAGAGGACCCGGCACAUGAGUAACAGCGACGGGGGCCAGUUGGCCUACCAGGCCUCAUAUCCCGAGGCCCGCACCAGCCCCCAGACCACCACUCCCCCUAGCAGUGCCACAGAGGAAAAGAGGGUCAUCGUUCCGGCAGACCCUGAGGUGUGGACACAGGACCACGUACGGCAGUGGGUAGACUGGGCCAUCAAAGAGUACGGCCUGGUGGAGGUUGACGUGUCUCUUUUCCAGACGCUGGAUGGCAAGGCACUCUGCAAGCUGUCCAAGGAGGACAUGAUGCGCCUCACGUCUGAAUACAACACCGACAUCCUGCUCUCACAUCUCAAUUACCUCAGACAGAGCAGCCCCACCUUCUCUUACCCCUCAACACCCACCAACACACCCCAACAGCCCAGACUACAAGUCAAAGCAGAAAACAGCUUUGAAGAAAUCAGCAGAAGGAACAGCUGGUCGUCAACCGUCAUGCCUGUUGUUCCAAAGGUGGGCUCCCCCAUAGACCCUCAGCACACCCCCAGAGUCACAGAGCCUCCCCCAAGAAUUGUUCAAGACCCAUACCAAGCAUUAGGCCCCAUCAGCCAGCGACUAGCCAAUCCAGAAACCCCACUGACCUAUAGCAAGAGCCAAACAGCCAAAGUCAGUUCACAAAGAGUGAUCAGCAUUGGCCCUCACAAGAUCGUGGGCUCUGGUCAGAUCCAGCUUUGGCAGUUUCUGCUGGAGCUCCUGUCAGACAGCAACAACUCCUCCAUCAUCACCUGGGAGGGCACCAACGGCGAGUUCAAGAUGACCGACCCGGAUGAGGUGGCCAAGCGCUGGGGCGAGCGGAAGAGCAAGCCCAACAUGAACUACGACAAGCUGAGUCGCGCGCUGCGCUACUACUACGACAAGAACAUCAUGACCAAGGUGCACGGCAAACGCUACGCCUACAAGUUCGACUUCCAGGGCAUCCACCAGGCUCACCAGAACCACACCGCCGAGGGCAGCGUGCUCAAGUACCAGGCAGAGAUGCCCUACGUGCCCUCCUACCACAGCCAUCAGCCCAAAAUGAACUUCAUGAGUUCGCACGCGCCCCCCAUGCCUGUGUCGUCCGGGAACUUUUUUGCGGGGCCCUCUACCUACUGGAACUCAGCCACAGGGGGGAUGUACCCCAGCGCCGCCAUGCCCAGACACCCAGGAAGCCACGGCCACCUGGCCUCUUACUACUGAAGCCCACCUGACGACUCUCCUGUCUCGCUUCUCACCCGACUCCUGGGGCGUAUUCCAGGUACGUGGUUUGGUGAGUAAUCCGGAUAAGUUAACUCAUAGUAAGUAGUAAACCUCCUAAAAAAGGAUCCCUAUGGCUUUGUUUUGGCGUGAGAAUGAAGCAAUAGGUUUACCACUUACUCAGAGUUUACUUAUCCAGGUUCGUCACUAAGCCACGUAAUAGGAAUACCCCCCUGAUAUUGAUACCAUGGCAUUACAGCAGUUUGUCACUGUUGAGUUUUUAGUUUUCCAAGUUUAUCACCAAUAUACUUAUAUGAAAAGUGUAUAAACAAUACAUACAAUACAAUACAAACAAAACAUAAUGUUUUGUUGUCAACCUAAAUUUGUAAAUACAUUUUUUGUUAUUAUAUUGUGCAAUUAAGGAUAUCAUAAUGUCUGUAAAAAUGUCUGUUGUAAUGUUUUUCCUUUUCUUUUAUAUCAUUGUGGUAUACUUAGGAGUUGUAAUACAAAUAUGUCUCAAUACAUCUCAAAAUAUCUAGCUACUACUAUAACUGUAACACAUGAUCUAGUUUCCGAAGGCUCCUUGAACAGUAUUACAGUACUGUAUUAAGACCAAGUUAUUAUCUAAACAUAAACGAUGCAUAUAAACGAUGACAAAAACAACAAGAAUGAAGACUGUACACAAUACUGUAAAUACUGUCCAAAUGUUCUUGUAGAUACUUUUUUGUAAUACACUCAAAAAAACAUAUGUAUCUUUUCCUUUGACAAUAAACUAUAACUUCCACCAAG
Messenger RNA from Clupea harengus (Atlantic herring), 3244 nucleotides. It is a transcript of the gene fli1rs, whose product is annotated as Fli-1 proto-oncogene, ETS transcription factor-related sequence. The record is from RefSeq and is a predicted model, not a curated record. Gene Ontology annotation, biological process: regulation of transcription by RNA polymerase II; cell differentiation. Gene Ontology annotation, molecular function: sequence-specific DNA binding; DNA-binding transcription factor activity, RNA polymerase II-specific. Lineage: Eukaryota; Metazoa; Chordata; Actinopteri; Clupeiformes; Clupeidae. Gene Ontology annotation, cellular component: nucleus.